This is a messenger RNA of Rattus norvegicus (Norway rat), 5368 nucleotides long. It is a transcript of the gene Zfp457, whose product is annotated as zinc finger protein 457. Lineage: Eukaryota; Metazoa; Chordata; Mammalia; Rodentia; Muridae. The record is from RefSeq and is a predicted model, not a curated record.
GCAGAUCAUGAAAGCAUGAAUUUUUCAUUCCUGAAUAAGAUUCUAUAAGUAAAUCUGAGCUUUCAAAUCACAACGUUUUAGCAGAGAUAGCGUGGGAACAUUAGGGUGAAAGGAAAGAGCCCAAGUUUCCCGUGCACGCCCACCUGCAGGCAUACAAAAACGCUUCCUUGGGUUCCCGGAAGUCCUUCUAAAUAACUUGUGGGAAAUGUAGUCCCAACCAUUGUGGCGUCAUCAGAAUGAGCUGUCAGCAUCAGGCUUCCGCGUUCUUUCUUCAAACUUCGCUUCUCCUCAUUAUUUGUGCAGUUGUACUUUUGAACACUGCGUUUGGAUCUCUGUCAUGGAGGAUAUGUUGUCAUUCUGUGAUGUGGCUAUGUACUUUUCAGCAGAGGAAUGGGAAUGCUUGGGUCCUGAUCAGUGGAAAUUGUACCGGGAUGUGAUGUUGGAAAAUUACAGCAACCUUGUGUUCUUGGGUCUUGCUUCCUCUAAGCCAUACCUGGUCACAUUACUGGAACAAAUAAAAGACUCUUCAGAUAUGAAGAAACAAGAGGCCAUCACUGUGCACCCAGGGGCAAAAGGCUAUAUGUGCAAAGAAUAUGGCAAAGGCUUUGAACACAAAAACGUGUAUCAGAAUCACCAGAGAACUCAUUUAAGAGUAAAGUCCUACAAGUGUGAAGAAUGUGGCAAGUCCUUCCAUUUUCCAUCAUUAUUUUCUGACCACAAAAGAAAUCAUACAGGAGAAAAAAUCUACAAUUCUGAAAAUUGUGGCAAGAACUUCCAAUAUCCAUCAUUACUUUCUCAAAACAAGAUAGUUCAUACAGGAGAAAAACCUUACAAAUGUGAAGACUGUGGCAAGACCUUCCAUUAUCCAUCAAGACUUUCUGACCAUAAGAAAAUUCAUACAGGAGAGAAACCACACAAAUGUGUAGUAUGUGGCAAGGCCUUCAAUUAUCCAUCAAGACUUUCCAACCAUAAGAGAAUUCAUACAGGAGAAAAACCCUACAACUGUGAAGUUUGUGGCAAAGCUUUUCACGAUCCAUCAAAACUUUCCAGACAUAAGAAAACUCACACGGGAGAAAAACCAUACAAGUGUGAAGUAUGUGGCAAGGACUUCCAUUAUCCAUCAAGACUUUCUAAACACAAGAUAAUUCAUACAGAAGAAAAUCCCUACAAGUGUGGCAUAUGUGGCAAGGCCUUUGAUUAUCCAUCAAGGCUUUCCAACCAUAAGAAAAUUCAUACAGAAGAAAAACCAUACAAGUGUGAAAUAUGUGGGAAUGCCUUCUGUUUUUCAUCAUCACUUCGUAAACACAUGAUAAUUCACACAGGAGAGAAACCCUACAAGUGUGAAGUAUGUGGCAAGGCCUUUGGUUCUCCGUCAAGACUUUCCAAACAUAAGAAAAUUCAUACAGAAGAGAAACCAUACAAGUGUGAAGUAUGUGGAAAGGCCUUCCACUUUCCAUCAUUACUCUCGGUACACAAGAGAAUUCAUACGGGAGAAAAACCCUACAAGUGUGAGAUAUGUGGCAGGGCCUUUCACUGUCCAUCAAUAUUUUCUGUACACAAGAGAAUUCAUACUGGAGAAAAACCCUACAAAUGUGAAGUGUGUGGCCAGGCCUUCAAUAUUUCAUCAAAACUUUCUCAUCACAAGAGAAUUCAUACAAGAGAAAAACCCUACAAAUGUGAAGUUUGUGGCAAGGCCUUUCAUUAUCCAUCAAGACUUUCCAAACAUAAGAAAGUUCAUGCAGGAGGGAAUCCCUACAGUGGUGAAAUAUGUAGCAAGGGCUUCAGUUAUCCAUCAAGACUUUCCAAACAUAAGAAACUUAAUACAGAAGAGAAACUAUAGAAGUGUGAAAUAUGUAGCAAGGCCUUCCAAUAUCCAUCAUUACUUUCUAAACACAAAAUCAUUCAUACAGGAGAAACUGUACAAAGAUGAAGUCUGUGGAAAGGCCUUCCAUUCUCUAUCAAGAUUUUCCAAACAUAAGGAAAUUUAUACAAAAGGAAAGCUAUACAAGGGUGAAGCACAUGGAAAGGCCUUACAUUAUUCAUCUUUACUUUCUAAACACGAUCAUUCAAACAGGAGAGAAUACCUAACAUGGUGAAGUAUGUGGCUUGGAGAGGGGUUUUGAGAGAAUGGAUGUUUGGGAGUGGUGAAAAAAUAACUUGAAUUUAAAUUGUGGGCCCAAGCUAGUAGCCUAUAUUGAGCUCGAGACAGCUUUUGAGACUGCUUUCUGUAUAUUCUGCUCCAGACAGUUCUCUAAGCAGUUCUCGCUUGCUCUUCUGAAAAAUUCUCUGGAUAGGUCAUCUUUUUUAGAUUAAAACCCAGUCUUAUUUACAUGUCAACCCAGCAAUUUAUCCAAGUUCCCUUUUGAUUAUCCCAUGAAUCAGCAUCUCAUAAGCCCAACCCCCUGAUUCUUGGGAGAUUGGAAGCACUUUUCUCAACAUUGCAAAACAAUUCAGACAUCUGCCUGCUCCUGUUAAGCAUAGACAAUAAGCUAGCUGUGUGGAACCUCAUUCUGAGAUUGCCAUUCCUACCACAACCAGGCCUAACCUUGCUCUGUCCCAAGCAGACCCUGAACUCAUGAAUCUUCCUGCCCUUGUAAGCAGAAACAAAAAACUAAGCUGGGUGGUAUCUUCUUCCAUUACUCCUCCCUAAAUCUUUUUAUGUCUUCCAUAGUAUCUUCUGACAAGUUGUCUUUGAGUGCAGCUGCUUUUGUUUUUCUAGAUUUGUGAAGCCACUCAUGUAAUUCAUAUUGCCUUCUUAUAUUUUGCAUUGCUGAGAAAUUCUAUAUCUUUGGACUCAUGUCUUCAGGGUUGUUUCCCAUAGCCUUAAAGACUGUCCUGCUGGUCUUAGUAUUUACCAUUUUGCUGAGACAUUAGCUACACCUUUGACUCCUGGUUAAUUAUCAUGGAGUCAUUAAAAAUUAACAGAGAGGACAUUCCUUGAAGGAGGAACAUAUAUGUACAUUAUUAUACAAGCAAGCCUUAUGACCACAGCAGCCAUCAACACUUAUGGAGCCACAUGCUGUCCCUGUUUCAGGGAUGGGAACCGUGUCAGCCCAACCACAGCAACUUGUCUUAUUUCUGCCCACCUUCUGUCUCCCUCUGACUUGUCCCUCCCACUGUACUGCCUGCAGAAAAGAGCCAGCCUUUCAGAGAUAUCAACUGGGUUUCUUCCAACCCAAUAGGAGGAACAGGCAAGACCUCAGAGACAACCCCACUCUGACUGUCAGAAUGCACACAAAAACCCAAAGUCUACAACCAUAAUGUAUGCUGUGAACCUAAUACAGACUGCUUCUGGCUCCAUGAUUCCCGCUUCAGUCUCUGUGAAACACCAUAUGAUCCCUGCUUAAAUGAUUCCUCAGGCAGUUCUUUUGCAGUGUCCUCAACCCAUCUUGUUCUUAGAAUACUUUUUCCUUCUCUUCUGCAGGAUUCCCCAAGUUCCAAGGAAAAAACCUGAUGGAGACUUCCAACCUGGGUGCUCUGACUAAUGUUUGGCUGUGGGUUUGUACCUCCAUUUUCCACCAGCUUUCAGAGAAAGUUACUCUAUUGAGUGGACUAGGCAUGUAUCUCUUAGAAUACUAUGAUGGUGAAUAGGUAUGGCCCUCAUAGACUCAUGUGAUUGAAUUCUUGUCCCAUAAAGAGUGACACUAUUAGGAGAUGUGGGCUUUUGGGUUUCCUUGUUGUAGGAUGUGUGUCAUUGUGGGAGUGGGCUUUGAAUUCUGUACUCAAGCUAUGCCUAGAAACAAAAACUCCUGUUCAGUUUUACCAAUGAGGACUCAGGAACCAGAUAUCAUUGUAAAGCCUGCUAGCUCAAAGAAUCAAAGAAUUCACCCAACUGACCUUACUUCUCCACUGACAUCCCAGAUGGAAAAAGCUCUUUUGUUCCUUUUCCACCCUGUCUUAAAUACACUUCAAAAUUCUGCCUUUCUGUUUAUUUAUGUUCACUCCCUGCUAGCUUGUUGCUUGUUCUGUCUCUUCACUUAUGGUUGUAUUUAUUUGACUCUUGAAUUAAAGGUGUGUACUAGGGCUAAGCCACAAUACCAAAAGGGUUUUCCAGUUCACAAUCUUGGGGUUCAUAAUGUGAUAAAAUAUCCUGCAACAUUCCCACCUUUUAUCUAAAUAAAAGACUCUUUCUCUAACAUCAAUGAACUACAUAGUAUAUGGUAAGUAUUACGUUCAAAAUGACCAGUCCAUUUCUAUUUGCUAACUUUGAAGAACAUAGUCUGUCCUCUAUUAUUGUGAGUUCAACAUUUUGUAUCUAAAUAACAUUUUAUCAUAACUUCAUUUACCAACCUAAAAACAUAUUUUUGUGCCUUAAAACAUCAACUUAAGCUUAAUUAUGAGACUAUAGCUAACUGGUCUUUAACCCAUUAUAUACCUGAGAAGGGAAAUAUUUCCUGAAUAAACAGGAAGUGGAGAGCAAGCAGCUUCCAAACUAUAGAAAUGUUAGGGACAUCUGGCAGCUUGGCAGUCUCCAAAAAUUCCCCUGCAGCAUUGGACUAUUGGCCCAGAAUACCUUACAGAUUUCUCUGUGAACAAGAUAUAUAAAGGAUUUCUCUAUCUUGUCCUGGGAGAGUUCAGCAGUCUAAGUUGUGUCCUGCUUGUCCACAGUUUAGACAGUAUCCGAUCAGCAGUUGAGCCAAUGGUAGCAUGCCACAUUUGCAGCAAACUCCAUUAGGAGGUCCCUGAUGCUCAUCAUCAUCUUCAAAGUAGUACAGGGGUGCUACCAGGAGUUGAUCUUUCUAAUUGUCAAAAAUUAAUAAAAUAUCUUUUAACGCCAUAUUCUACAGAUUUCUAAUGUUUCUGAAGACCAUCUAACAGUUUCUGUAUAUUUGAAUAAGUAAAUGUUGUUUAUCUUUAGCUGUUUACUAUCUCAUUGACAUAGAAAAUAUCUAUGAUUAACUGAACUAGUACCUAACAAAUCCACAAGUGUGAAUGACUUAAGAGGACUGAAUUAUCUAGAGUGGGGCCGACUCCAUGACAGGCUGCAAAUUGGCAAUUUGUGAUACUAGGACUACAUUUUUCUUUUCCAGAUUAGAACAUGGAAACCAGAACCUAUGAUCAUCCAACCACAGCCAUGAGCCAAUCUGAGGACACUUUGUCAUCUGGCCUGAAGUAAGCAUAGGUACCUAAAAUGAUUAAGCAAAUCCCAUGGGAAGUCUCCAAAGCCUAACCAAUUGUAGAAUCAGUUACACCUGUAGAAAUAGAGCUAAUCAAUCAAGGUUAAAGGGCACAGAACCCUUCCUGGAAUUCCUCUAACUGACAAUCAAAGCUGGGCCUGUGAGUCUACUAAGGGUCUCCAUUCCCAAAUGCAGAGACCCCUGCAUGUAGGAAAUUCUUCUGAAUAAAUGCUCUUUGCUUUUGCAUACUA